AUGCUGUCUGAAGUUUAUUGUAGCAAAUGCAACAAUGCAUCGACGAGUAAAUGUCUCGGGUGUUCGGAAAUCUUUUGUUUAAAUCAUUUUUUGAGGCAUCGAGAAGAACUAGACGUCCAAUUGGAUCCGAUCAAAUCAGAUUGUGAUGACUUUGAAGAAAAAUUCUAUGAAUCUACCAAAAAUAGAGAAGAAGAAGAUCGUGCGAUGCAAUUGAUUGGCCAAUGGGAAGGCGAAUCAAUCAGACUUAUUCAAGAAUGUGCAAACUAUUGUAGACAGAGUUUAAACCGAUACCGAGAAGAAGUUUUCACCGAAAUAAAGUCGAAUUUCACUGAAAUAACUUCUCAAUUGGAGUCGUUUCGAGAAACUCGGAAUUUUCACGAACAACAUCUACGAAAACUAAGCGAACAGCUGGGAAUAUUACGAGAGCAACUUCGAACUCCAUCGAUUCCUACCAUUCAGCGGCAUUCACGAUUGUUCGUUGACCAUAUAUCACUUACUCUACCAUACGAACGAUUAUUCUCAACAAAAGCAAUUCCACUCAGUGCAAAAUGGAAACAAAAUGGUUUAACUAUUGCUGGAGGAAAUGGAGAUGGAAAACAGUUGAAUCAGCUUAAUCGUCCUUUUGAUGUUUACUUCAAUCCCAGCGAUCAAACGAUGUAUAUCUCUGAUACAUUAGGUGAUCGUAUUGUUCAAUGGAAAUACGGUGAAAGUACUGGAUAUAUCAUUGCUGGUGGGAAUGAGAAUGAAGACGAAGUCGAUUCAUUAAUAUGUGCAGCGUCAGUUGCUGCUCGGGAAAAUAGAAGUAGAGUGAAUUUAUUAGUGUCCCCAUCGUCAGUCAUUGUUGACGAACGAAGUGAUUCACUUAUUAUUUAUGAUCGAGGACAUAGUCGAAUCGUACGAUGGGAUCGUCAGAAUAGUUUAAUGAAAACGAUUGUAUCAAAUAUAAGUGGUAUAGGCUUAACCAUGGAUAUUCAUGGAAAUCUAUACGCAUCAGAUACAGUUAAUCAUGAAGUGAAGCGAUGGAAACGAGGCGAUGCGGUUGGAGUGGUUGUGGCUGGUGGUCAUGGAAUGGGAUGUGCUUUGAAUCAACUUAAUUAUCCUAGUUAUAUAUUUGUUGAUGAAGACUUGUCCGUGUAUGUCUCCGAUUCGAAAAAUGAUCGUGUAAUGAAAUGGGAGAAAGAUGCAACUGAAGGAAUGAUUGUUGCCGGUGGGAAUGGACGAGGAAAUACCGAGGAGCAACUGAACAGGCCGCACGGCAUUGUAGUUGAUCGUUUACGUAAUGUUUAUGUAGCUGAUCGAGACAAUUAUCGAGUUGUGUGUUGGCCAAAUGGAUCGCAAAAGGGCCAUGUUGUUGUCGGAGGAAAUGGGAAAGGCGAUCGAGCAGAUCAAUUAGAUCAAAUUCUCGGCUUAGCAUUCGAUCAACAAAAAAAUCUCUGGGUUACUGAUUGCGGUAAUCAUCGAAUACAAGUAUUCGAAUUUCUGAAUCCAGAUUUGAGCAUAAAACCAACUUGGUUUUGA
Adineta ricciae is the source of this 1518-nucleotide messenger RNA. Lineage: Eukaryota; Metazoa; Rotifera; Eurotatoria; Adinetida; Adinetidae. The record is from the annotation of a GenBank genome assembly.